This is a messenger RNA of Coccinella septempunctata (seven-spotted ladybird), 2857 nucleotides long. Its product is annotated as probable maleylacetoacetate isomerase 2. The transcript is spliced from 4 exons. Gene Ontology annotation, cellular component: mitochondrion; cytoplasm. Gene Ontology annotation, molecular function: glutathione transferase activity; maleylacetoacetate isomerase activity. NCBI's taxonomy places the organism in Eukaryota, Metazoa, Arthropoda, Insecta, Coleoptera, Coccinellidae. The record is from RefSeq and is a predicted model, not a curated record. Gene Ontology annotation, biological process: glutathione metabolic process; L-phenylalanine catabolic process. Bases 281 to 928 code for a protein of 215 amino acids.
UCAAUAUCCCCCCUGACCUACUUGUUCUACAACCGGCUCUUCUGACAGUUAGCCCCAACAACAAUAAUAGUAAUUUGAAUAAUGAGAUAAGUUUCUUUAGUGUUCUAUGAAGAUAAGGUUGUUUUGUAUGGAAAAAUGAACGAGUUAUCGCUAUUGAAUUAUAAAUGACCUUUCAUUUUCAUCCAACCGGUUAGAGCAAUUCUUAUGCAAUUCAAAGAUAACCUGUUGAUACACCACCUCAAAUUCAGAGUUCAGAACAUCUCAGGAUCUCAGGAUAACCAUGUCAGCUAAAACCUUACUUUAUUCGUAUUGGAGAAGCUCUUGCUCUUGGAGAGUGAGAAUAGCUUUGAAUUUGAAAGAAAUACCUUAUGAGAUAAAGCCAGUGUCACUCAUCAAGAACGGAGGAGAGCAUCAUUCCAAUGAAUACAGAGAAAUUAAUCCGAUGGAGCAUGUACCAGCACUUCAUAUCGAUGGGGUCACUUUGAUUGAAUCUUUGAGUAUAUUUCAGUACUUGGAAGAAACCAGGCCUCACAUACCAUUAUUACCUCAUGAUGUAGUAAAGCGUGCACGAGUUAGAGAGAUUUGUGAUGUUAUUGCAUCUGGAAUACAGCCACUUCAGAAUCUUCAGGUGCUCAUUUUUGUUGGUGAAGAAAAGAAGAAUGAAUGGGCCCAACAUUGGAUAACCAAAGGUUUUCGUGCUGUUGAGAAACUUUUAUCUUCAAGUGCAGGAAAAUACUGUGUUGGUGAUGAAAUUACUUUUGCGGAUUGCUGUCUCAUUCCCCAAGUGUUCAAUGCCAGACGAUUUCAUGUUGAUUUGAGGCCCUUUCCCACCAUAUUGAGAGUUGAUAGGGAACUUGAAAACCAUCCAUGUUUUAGGGCAGCCCAUCCAAGUAAUCAGCCCGAUUGCCCACAGGAACUUCCAAAGUGAAUUAUUCCACACUAACUUCUUCAUUCAGGUAAGUAGGCAUUUAAAAUUGAUGAUCAUUGAGUUUAUGAGGAUUCAGUAUAAGUAAAAUAUAUUCAACUUAUUUUCAUUCCACAAUAUUUUAAUGGCAAUAAUUUUUAUCAACAUAUAUACUGUUGAUCCAACUAAUAAUUAAUAACUUAAUACUUCAAUACCUUCCUCUUUCAUUUUUGUUGAAGAUCCUAAAAAGUUUCCUCAAAAUCUUGUAUGACUCAAAAGUACUCUGUUGAAAUAUAAAACCUUGUAUUGAAUAAGAAUCAAAUUGAAUCCUUUUGAACGUAGUCGCUCUGAUUUAUCAUGAAGGGGAAUUUAGAUUUUAAUAAAUACCUUUGUCACAAAACUUUUGAUCUACUGUUAGUCCAGUUUUAGGAAAAAUUUUACGAGUUUAAUUGCUAUGAAUGCAGCGUUUACCUAAUCUGCAGAUGCUGCAUCAAUUUAAUGCUUUUUAAUUGGAAAAGCUUUCAUUUGAAGUUGAUUUUAGUGAAUUUUACUGGUUCAAUUUUCUCUGUAAUUGUGGUAACAUGAAAUCAAAUUUAAAAACCUCAAAAGUAUACAUGUGUUCCAUGAAUAUUGCAACAAGUUCAGGAUAUUGUUGUAUAACUUAUUUUGAGUUCUUUAAGCCUUUGUCUGGAAAUGCUUUGUUUCCAAGAUACAGGGCACGUUCAAUGUAUUCCAAAUAAAUGACGAAUUCCUCGAUAUUUUUAAAACUGCUGGAGAUAUACAUUUGGUAAAAAUUGAUACCAAUCAAGGUGAUUACUUCAUGUUGAAUACCUCUUUUGCAGCAACCAAAGUGACAUGCAUAUUGGCAUUGACUUUAUUAUUUUUUAAGAAAAAAAACCCAGUGCCUUUUUGUAAAAUUAAAUUGAUUUCUAUAAUUCUUAUUCAAUUCACAACAAAAAGAAUCUCUGCGUUUUUUCUCUAGGAUGCACCACUUUUUCAUCACAAGAGUGUCUUGGCCUUAUGGAUUACCAUACUCUUUCAAAAAUAUCAGGGCUGUCUCUUAUUAUAUUGACCUAUAUCUUGGAAACGAAGCAUUUCCAGACAAAGACAGAACCUUUCCAACUACAAAUAACUCAGAGAUUAAUAUCCUGAAUUUGUUCACAAUGUUUAUGAAACACCCUGUGUAACAUGUACCCUGUGUACAUAUGCUGAUACCUAUUAGGUUUUUGUGAAAAUUUUUUUUCAUUGAAAUAUUUUUUAAACACUGUUUAGUUUAUUUGCUUUUGCAUUAUUUAUUUGUUGCUUGUUGCUAUUUUUUUAUUUUAUAUGGAUAUAAUUUUUGCUUAUAAAUGUUUUGAUAAUAUAGAAUGAAGUAUAUUUUUCUAAUAUUUCAAUAUAACAGCAAAUUUUCUGGAAAGCUUCGAUAGUAUGAUUUCUUAAAAAUAAAUCCAGUUUAGUCAUAAUAGUUGAGAAGUUUGACUUGACUCCAUUAAACAUUAUUUCACAUUGCUAAAUUGAUAUAACAAAAUCUUUUGGAUGUAUUGGUUCAGAUUUGGCAGGCUUAUUUUAAACUUCCUCUUACUCAAAUAUGUCAGACCAAUAGGAAUGGAAGUUAUACUUUUUGUUUCAAUUUAAGAGGAAAACAGAUACUUCGCAUUAUAAAUGGAAAAAUUUUUGUGAUGUAUUCUGAAAGUUCUCUUUUUCUGGAUAAUUGUUGUUCUAACAAAUUCUGCUUUUUUCUAUACAGGGAAUAAUAAAGUGGCAAUUACCUUAAUUACCAAACAGUAGAGAUAUGAAAUAAGUAUUCUGUGAAAAUCACAUGUACCUACUAGAAAUAAAUUGUGAAUGAAAGUAUUUUUGCCAAAUGUGAGAUAUUUCAAAAUUAUUCGCCGUUACCAAAGGAAUUAUAUAUUUUAUGUUAGUUGCUUGUUUCAAUAAACGCAUUUUUAAUAA